Echinococcus granulosus is the source of this 4122-nucleotide messenger RNA. Its product is annotated as Mucolipin-2. Gene Ontology annotation, cellular component: lysosomal membrane; plasma membrane. The record is from RefSeq and is a predicted model, not a curated record. NCBI's taxonomy places the organism in Eukaryota, Metazoa, Platyhelminthes, Cestoda, Cyclophyllidea, Taeniidae. The transcript is spliced from 24 exons. Bases 1 to 4122 code for a protein of 1373 amino acids. Gene Ontology annotation, molecular function: NAADP-sensitive calcium-release channel activity.
AUGUUCACGGGCGUUGUAGGUUAUGUCAUGCCGCGUCGAUAUACUUCUUCGGCUCACAAUGCCCCAUCUCACAAUAAUGAUACAACCCCUCUUAUUAACGAAUCUCAGACCCCUUUACACCACUCUACGCUGUCCAAUGUUCAACCGGAGCUGAACACAACAAGUGCUGACACCAAUGAAGUCUCGUGUCUGCGCACGGAACUCUCCUUCUUUUUUCUUUCUUCUGUGCAACGUUGGAAAUUAACUGGCGAUAUCUCCUUCUCAAUGCUGGUUCAAUUUCUCAAAAUUGUCAUCGUCACUUUUCAGGUCCUCGGCACCGCCUUACCUGAAAUGGAGGUGUUUUGGUGGAGGAAAUGGGGAUAUUGGGACGGAAACGGACCCAUAAUAGGCCUAAAUGAACCUCGGAAUCUCAUCCUAUUUGGCACGCUCUCAUCGACUCGGGUGAGUUAUGGGGAACGAGCACAGGUGGCAUUCAGGCACCUCUACUUUCGUGGGUGGGACCCACAAUAUGAGACGCUACCCUAUCCACCCAGCACCGGGGUCUACGGCUUCUACACUCGAGACGAGUUUUACGAGGCUCUGAGUUUUGCUUUGCGACGGUACAAUGAAACAGAAUCGCUUUCACUUAAUGGCUACACUUUCAGCGAUGCGAAGCGUCCAGUCACAGCUUGUGUUGAGCAAUUUCACCCGCUGUCUCAUCUAAUAACCAUCCGAAAUGUGGUGGCAACUCCUCCAGCAGUUUGCAAAACCAUUAAUCUCCUUAAUGUCUCUGAGACUGAAAUCUCCGACUGGCAACACACUGAGGCCUUUUUUAACAAUCAGGGGCUUAUUCUCUACUUCUCAAGGUUUUGGAAAUUAUCGCUCAAUUUCUCACUUAUUUCACCUGCAAUCCAUCACACCGACUGGGAUAGGAGUAUCGAGUGCUUUCAAUUCAAUGUACAUAUUCUCUUCGAUAACAGCGGUCAAACGGGCCAGGUGGUGGCGACCCUGACGUCAGCGCCCCUUGAGGUAGUUUGCGCCCUCUUCAAAGGCGUGCGGCAAGACGAUGAGCCCGAGGCUGCGCCAACGGUGCGUCGAGUGGUCCACCUGGUGGUUGACCUUCUUGCUUUCAACACCUCCCUUGUCUCUCUGGGGCUCUGCGGAGUCGCGCUGUCCGGAGGUGCUCGACUGUGGAAGAGAACUAAACGAUUCUUCAAAGAGCACUACGGAAUGCGGUUGAGUGGUCUCUUCUUCGACUUCGUUAAUCCUUGGCUCUUCGUGGUGGUGGGAGGCGACUUUCUCAUCAUCUGUGGUUCCACUUUAAAGCUCGUGCACAACAAAGAUAUCUUAGUGGCCUACACCGAGUUAUCCUACCUCCUUGGUUUGGGAACCCUUUUGGUUUGGAUUAGCGUUCUUCGCUACGUCGAGUUAGCCUCUCAAACACACCUCCUCUUACGCACAAUCAAGCGCUCAGUCCCGGGUCUGCUUCGAUUUUGUGCCUGUGCUCUCAUCCUCUACUUCGCUUUCGUCUUCCCCGCUUGGGUGAUACUGGGCCCGUUUCACAUGAAAUUUCGCUCGUUUACAUCCACCCUCGAGUGUCUUUUCAGCCUAAUCAAUGGCGAUGACAUGUACACCACCUUCGCCACCAUUGACUCCACGAAGGGCAUGGGGAUAUACCUCUUUUCGAGGAUCUUUCUCUACGUCUUCAUCACGCUCUUCAUCUACGCUGUGUUGAAUAUCUUUGUGACAAUCAUCUUUGAGGCCUAUGAGGAAGUUAGGGAAGGCGAUGGGCCAGUGGCGGGUGGGAUGACCAUCCUAAAGCGUUUUAUUGGGCAAUCUGUUCCGUUGACGAAUGGAUCUGCUGACACCGCUUCACGGAAUCGAACAUCCUCCUCAUCGUCGCCCACAAUUGGAGCAGCCGUUUCAUCCACGGUGGAGAGCUUGGUGGAAGAGUGUCCCGUUGACACAGAUCGAGGGCCUCGACAGGAUAUAUGCUUCAGUGACUUUGGAGAUGAUGAUAAUGUGAAAGUAGAUGGAAAGGCACAUGCUGAUGAAGAAGAAACCUACUUUAAUGAGUCCUUUGAGUCAGAUGUAAAUAUCGACAACGUGCCGACUCCCCUCAAGUCGAAUAAGCUACACCGUUCAAACACACCGAGCACCAACGUUGCUUCCUUACCACCACCGCCUUCAACACAGCAACAGUUGCAACAACAUCGGCGUUACCGGCGGCACCGAAGUGACAUACGAGGCUCCAAGAGUAGUCAGCAGCAACGCCACCACCACCAUCGCUUUCACCCUUCGCUGGAAACUGAAUUGAGUUUGGAGGCAUGGCAGGCGAGUCAGAACCUUAUCGGUUCAUUGCGAAGCGAAAAUCAUCUACUUCAGAGCCAAUUGAAGGAGUGUCGAGUAGAGCUUCGCACUGUGCAACGCCAAUGUAAGGUCCAGAGUGCUCGGCUCUCAAAGGCGGUCGGACGAGAGGCGGAGAUGCCGGCGGUUAUUGAUCGAUUGAAUGCAGAAGUUCGUGCAAUGCAAAUCCGAUUAAGACGCAAGCAGGAGGCUGUUGAUUUGGCAGAACGACGAGCGCUUGAAGCAGAGGCACGACUGCUACCUUUGCUGGAGAAGCGUGAUCACAAGUCGGCUACUGUCUCCAGCGCAGCUUCUGUGAAUGAACACGAGGAGAUUAAGAAACGAACUCAAGCAAUAGACACUUUACAGACGACUCUUGAGGAGGAACGACGCAAAUUUCGUGAUCUACAAAGGAAGAUGGAACUGGUGGAAAGAAAUCACAGAACCGAGCAAGCAGCGGCUAAUGAGCAAAUCCGGAAGAUGAGAAAAUUCGUCAGUGACCUUCAAGCCCAACUAAACAUCGUAAACCGAAGCCUUCAAGAGAAAACUAAGUUACUAGAACUGCAGAAUAUCUACAGUCAGCGCCUUCCCAAAUCUGUGGUAACACAAGCCUCAGGACUGGAGUUUCAACGCGAGCGCAGUCGAAUUUCUGGUCAUUUCGGUCUUGAAGGCGAUUCUCAUGACGAGGCUCUCCAACGUCAUUAUGUCAAUCAUCGCCUACCAAAUAGUCGAUCACCUCCAGGAGGCGCUAAUGAGAUCACAGAGAAACGUCGUAGAUCUCGACAUACUGUCUGUCCCAUCUCCACUAUGGUGGCGAAAAUGAAAAACGGUCUCUUUACUCGCUCCUACACCGCCGUCAACAACAGACACGAAGGCGGUGGUACUGUUGAGGGUAAAGAUUCCUCCUCCACAGCAGGGAAUCUCCUGAGUCGAGGUCUCAAGCUAGUAGCUGAUGUGGGACAGAAUUUACCAGUGCCAGCGGCUAGAGGCCGAAAGAAAAAGGGGAAUGGAGAUGGAGACGCGGGUGAACAAACUACGACGACUCGUGGGGUGGAAGACGAUGCUGACAGUGACGAUGCAGCUAUGCCAGAUUUGCAGGAGAAUUUUGAGGUGAGUAGACAACGAUUGUCAUUCAAAUGGAGCACAUUAGUACCAAGUUUGCCAAGAUAUUUUAAGAGAACUGAAUUAGAUCAUAGGGCUAGACAAAUGAAUUUGGAAUCGAUAGAUAGUGAAGUUGCAGAAAAGAGAGAAAAGCAGAUCCCUAAACGAGUGGGGUCUAAAAUCAAGGAUCACAAUCUCGAUGAUAUUGUUCAAGAUCUUGCGGAAAAAUCAAAAAUAUCGAAAAGUGUGAAGGAGACACCGAAAGACUCCACUGCGGAUGCUAAUCUGAAGGAGCUCAAAGAGGAGUUAGAACGAAUCGUAAAGCGUCACGAAGCAUCAACCACCAAAGUGGAUGAGGCAAAGACACAACUAACCGAAUUGAGUAACCCCGAGGUGGCUGAGGCCUCAUCAAGUAGCAGGCACGAACCAUCUCGAGAGGAGUUGCUGUGGAAGAGCAUUUUUGGCAAGGAUGGUGGGGACCCUAUUCCUGAAUCCGCGACGUCACAAUACUUUCCAUCCUCGGCUUCCGCGGAGACGGGAGCCUCCAAAAAAAAACAAGUCACAAUAGAUCUGGUAGGUGAGACGACGACUAAUCUCCAGCAGACAGCAGGGCUUGCAGGUAACAAAUCUGUGCGUCGACAGAGCUCAGUGUGGAGUGCGUUGGAAGAUCUGGAAACGGAGAAGCUCCAACUGUAG